Molecule: messenger RNA, 3733 nt
Organism: Clunio marinus
Lineage: Eukaryota; Metazoa; Arthropoda; Insecta; Diptera; Chironomidae
Source: the annotation of a GenBank genome assembly
ACAUAAGAAAAACAAACUAUUUGCAUUAAAAUAGAUUGACGAUGAAAUUAAAAACUUUUCUCGGUUAUUAUGUGAUUGUUCUCCUUUUGUGGAUUUCUGACACGACAAACAGUCAAGUGAACAUUUGUUCCGAGCUAUGUCGGUGUGUAAACGAAUCACAUUUUGUGAAGAUACAUUGCGAGCUUACGCGAUCACAAGAAUAUGUUCUUGAUUCCGAAUUAAGAUAUCCGUCACUAGGCGUUACUCUAAAUAUAACCCUCGGCGACAAGUCUAGACUGUCUCUGAAAACUGGAUUCUUCAGUUCAAACAAUCGAAUAAAUUCCUUGACAAUUCAGGGACUGAAUCAUCAUGACUCGAAGACAUCUAAGAAUCAAGUCUUGUUAUCAAGUCAUUCGCUACUUGGAAUUCGUGGAAAUUUUCCAGAAAUAACUUUCAAAAAUAUCAAUGCAGUCGUGUUGUCUGAGAAGUCAAUGGAUGGAUUGCUAGAAAUAAACUUGAUAGCAGAAAACAUUUGGCAAUUUAUCAUUCAUCGAGAAGUAUUCGGAACGACGUCAUUUAAUGCAUCUUUCUCAGAUAUAGCUGAGCUAAUACUCGAAGAUGGAUUUCUUUCAACAUCAAGCUACAAUCUUACAAAACCGAAGAUGUUCAUAAAUCGUUCAUGGUUAAGAAAUAUUUUUCCAAUGAGAGGAAAGAAAUUAACAGAAUUCAGAAUAGAAAAUUCAGAAAUUGGAUCGAUUAAAACUUCAGCAUUCAAUGUUAUUGAAAUUCCAUCAAUAAUUUUGGAUAAUGUGACCAUUCAAGACAUUGAAAGCGACAUAUUUCGAGAGGGUAUUGCUAUCGAAAACCUGGCUGUGACUAAUUGUAAGAUAGAGAAAAUAGCAACGAAGGCAAUUAACAGCAUUGGAAUAUCAAAAUUUAUGUUUAAAGGAAAUACUGUGAAUUCAAUUGAAGAAUAUUCAAUGGAGUUUGUUGGAAGUAACAUUGAGAUCAGUGACAAUAAGAUCAAUUUAAUGGGAACAAAAUGGUUGAAGUCAAACCAAUGGUACAAAGUCAUCAUAAUUAAUAAUUCAUUCGGAAAUUUUGGUUCAAUAUCGUUAGAGAAUCCUACGAAUAGUCUUGGUGACAUUCAUUGUCGAGUUCAUCACAAUUCAAUCACAAAAAUUGAUGUUGACGGCUUUAAGUCAUUUAAUGAACAUUGUCAAUUCACAGAAAUGAUUUUUAAGGAAGAUUGUUCAUGCAACUUUCAUUUGUGGCUGACGAAACUUUUCGAGACAUCACGAGAAAUUAAGAAACUUCAGAGUGAAGCUUUCUGUUCACUUAGUUUCAACGACACACUAUUGAAGUGUCUUAAACUUGCAGAAACUGUCAAAUACAAUCAGUACUUUGAUGCUAUGUGCAAUAAAAGAAAGUCAAAGAUAAAAUGUGAUAGCAUCAAAAUUGAUAAAAUUGAUGCAAAAUUCAUUUCCGAUAACGAUUUCUAUGAUGCACUUCAAUUGAAAAAUUACAUAAGUUAUGCGAUCAUUGGAGCAAUUGCAAUCAUAUCAGUUACUUGUUUCACCUUCUUUUGUGUAAUAAGAAGGAAGUCAAGAAAUUCAAAUCAUUAUGAUCGUGAAAUCAUUCAAAAUCAAAAUGAUUUAAUUCAUUUGAAUCAAUCUGAAGGACCGCCGUCAUAUGAAGCUUCAUUACGAACUGGGAUGUUCUCGAUUCGCGAUCAAAUGGUCAUUGAUGAUGCAUUAAAAUCGAUGAAGCAAAAACAGCCCAAGGAGAAAUUUGAUAUUGUCAAUGAAAAGACGCAACGUUUACUUCGUCAUGAGUUGAAUGAAUACGAAAAAGUGAAAAUUAUCGGUGACAUUGUUCAAACGAUUGGCGAAUGUGAAAAUUGUGGAGAAGAUUUUGUAGCCUUCACUGACAUUCUUUACAAACAUCUGGCACCUAAUUCAACGACACGUUUAAGAAAUCAAGCACCAAGGGCUGUUGAAUCAUCAUCGUCAGCAUCUGAAAAUAAUCCCUUGAAGAACAACAAUUCUGAACAUAUUUAUGCAGAACCGACAAUUGUGAUGAAUCAACGAACACUCACUCCUUUACUUCAUGUAAACAAAAAUCUUUCAAGUUCGUUACACAACGAGAAUAAUGAAAUUGGAAACUUAUAUUCCGAGCCAGUGACGAAUAAUUCUCACGCAAAAAUAACGCCAUUCAAACCUCAAGUGAUAACUCCAUAUGCCAUAAGUCAAGCUAUUAAUCCAUAUGGUAUUGAUAAUCUUCCUGACGUUGUUAAUAAAUUUGAGCCUGGACCGAGUAAUGAAGGAAAGAAAAAUAUUCCUGAAUAUACCGUCCCAAUAAAAACAAACAAAACACCAGUCAGAGUUACUCCUGAUAACAUUGAAGAUUGGAGUGAUGAAGCAUCGAUGGAGAACUCAACAAGUUCAAAUCAUUCUGGUGGAUCAAAAGCUACAAUCGACAUCGACGAAAUUUUGAAUUUUGAUGAAUACGACGAGGUGAAGUGCGAUUAUCAGUGGGGUGGAACGGUGUGUGAUUGUGAAAACUCAACAGAUUCAUUACGGUUACCAAACUUGCAUGGAAACAUUCGACAAAUUGAAGUUAAACAUUGCCAAACAUUUCUUGUUCCAGCUUUUUCAUUGGAGAAUCUUUUUCAAGUAAAUGGAAUUCGUUUUGAACAUAUUGGACGCUUGGAUUUUGUUGAAAAUUCGUUUGAUAAUUCGAGAGAUCAUCCAGCAAUACGAUUAGAAAUCUUUAACUCAACUGUUCCUGACAUUCCAUCACAUUUCGUCAAAGGAAAUCUUCACGAGCUCAUCAUUCAAGAUUCCGUCAUUACAAAAAUUCAUAUUUUUGCAUUGACUGGAUUGUCAAAUGUUAUUGACAAAAUUAAAUUUACAAAUACACAAAUUGGAGAAAUUGAAACGCAAGCAUUUAAGAAACUUAGUGUGAAUAACGUGGAAUUUAUCAAUGUGACGUUCCAACAUAAUUCAGUGUCGAAAUCCUUUUACGAUUGUCACGCUGAAAAUAUUAUAAUUGAAAAUUCGCAUUUCUCAAUGCUUCAACCAAGCACUUUUGAGUUCAAAGAAGUAAACUUUCUCAGAAUUUACAAUUCAACUUUUGGAGUUUUACAAGGAGAAGCUUUCGUUAUGGACGUUGCUGAUAGAGCAAUUUUUACUGACAACAACAUCACAAUGUUUCAUCCUGGAAGUCUCAAAGCUAUCACAAAGAAUCCAAAAACAUCAACGUUAAGAACCGAAAGUGUUUACUUUGAACUUAAAGGCAACAACAUCGACUUUAUCGAUCCCGAACUUGACGUUAAAUUAUGUCCAAAUAUGAAGCUGCAAGUCAGUAAAUUGUUUGUUAGAGAUCGUUCCGAUUGUCCAACUAUCAAUAAGAUGUACGAAUAUGAAUUCUUCAGUGAACAUUCGAAUGCGAUCUACAUGAGGGUCAACGACGAUUUCGAGCUAAUUUCAUCUUUACAUAAUCAUUGCACUAAAAAUUCAUCAACUUGGAUUGCUUACUUAGUCAUUUCAUUAUUUCUUAUCUUAAUUCUUUUCAUUAUUGUGCUUCUAAUAUUUUGGUGUGUGACGAGAAGAAAGAACGCAUUGAAAGUUAUUAAACCUGACCCCCGCACAUAUCGUCAAACAGAAAUUUUCGUUAAAGUUGAGACGACUGGUCUCAUGAAAACGGAUUUUUAAUACCAAACAUUCAAUAAAAUUAAUUUAUUUAUUUUCCA